AUACUUGUUCCCUGUCCUCUGGCCCUUUGCAAAUAAAUGCCUUACCCGACCUGCUCUGCCACCCCACUCGCAGCCACCCAGCAAGAGCAGCAUGUCAGCCUGCUGGAGCUUUGCAGCUGCAAUCUGCAUUUUAGAAAUAAGCGUCCUCACAGCAGAGUACACGCCCAGUUAUGACCCACAGCCAACAGAAAGCCGUGGUUCCGCAUCGCACAUAGACUGCAGAAUGAGCCCCUGGAGUGAAUGGUCACAAUGCGAUCCUUGCCUCAGACAAAUGUUUCGUUCAAGAAGCAUUGAGGUCUUCGGACAAUUUAAUGGGAAAAGUUGCACCGAUGCUGUGGGAGACAGACGACAGUGUGUGCCCACAGAGCCCUGUGAGGAUGCUGAGGAUGACUGCGGAAAUGACUUUCAAUGCGGUACAGGCAGAUGCAUAAAGAGGCGACUCCUGUGUAAUGGUGACAAUGACUGUGGAGACUUUUCAGAUGAGGAUGAUUGUGAAAGUGAUCCCCGUCCCCCCUGCAGAGACAGAGUGGUAGAAGAGUCUGAGCUGGCACGAACAGCAGGCUACGGGAUCAACAUUUUAGGGAUGGAUCCCCUAAGCACACCUUUUGACAAUGAGUUCUACAAUGGACUCUGUAACCGGGAUCGGGAUGGAAACACUUUGACAUACUACCGAAGACCCUGGAACGUGGCUUCUUUGAUCUAUGAAACCAAAGGCGAGAAAAAUUUAAGAACCGAACAUUAUGAAGAACAAAUUGAAGCAUUUAAAAGUAUCGUCCAAGAGAAGACAUCAAAUUUUAAUGCAGAUAUAUCUCUAAAAUUUACACCCACUGAAGCAAAUAAAGUUAAAACUGAAAAGUCUUCUGAGAAACAAGCCUCCUCAAAUUCUUUACGUGGCCAGGGUAGUUUUCGGUUUUCAUAUUCCAAAAAUGAAACUUACCAACUAUUUUUGUCAUAUUCUUCAAAGAAGGAAAAAAUGUUCCUGCAUGUGAAAGGAGAAAUUCAUCUGGGAAGAUUUAUGAUGAGAAAUCGUGAUGUUGUGCUCACAACAACUUUUGUGGAUGAUAUAAAAGCUUUGCCAACUACCUAUGAAAAGGGAGAAUAUUUUGCCUUUUUGGAAACCUAUGGAACCCACUACAGUAGCUCUGGGUCUCUGGGAGGACUCUAUGAACUAAUAUAUGUUUUGGAUAAAGCUUCCAUGAACCGGAAAGGUGUUGAACUAAAAGAUGUAAAGAGAUGCCUCGGGUAUCAUCUGGAUGUAUCUCUGGAUUUCUCUAAAAUCUCUGCUGGAGCUAAAGCUGAUAAAGAUGAUUGUGUAAAGAGGGGAGAGGGUAGAGCUGUAAACAUCACCAGUGAUCACCUCAUAGAUGAUGUUAUUUCACUCAUAAGAGGUGGAACCAGACAAUAUGCAUUUGAACUGAAAGAAAAGCUUCUCCGAGGAACCAUGAUUGAUGUGACUGAUUUUGUCAACUGGGCCUCUUCCAUAAAUGAUGCUCCUGUUCUCAUUAGUCAAAAACUGUCUCCUAUAUAUAAUCUGGUUCCAGUGAAAAUGAAAAAUGCACACCUAAAGAAACAAAACUUGGAAAGAGCCAUUGAAGACUACAUCAAUGAAUUUAGUGUAAGAAAAUGCCACUCAUGCCAAAAUGGAGGUACAGCAAUUCUAAUGGAUGGAAAGUGUUUGUGUACCUGCCCAUUCAAAUUUGAGGGAAUUGCCUGUGAAAUCAGUAAACAAAAAGUUUCUGAAGGAUUGCCAGCCCUAGACUUCCCCCGUGAAAAAUAGAACUGUUGGCUUCUCUGAGCUCCAGUGGAAGAAAAGAACACUAGGACCUUCAGAUCCUAUCCCUGAAGAUAAUCUUAGCUGCCAAAUAAAUAGCAACAUGCUUCAUGAAAAUCCUACCAACUUCUGAAGUCUCCUCUCUUAGGUCUAUAAUUAUUUUUUAAUUUUUCUUUCUUAAACUCCUAUGAUGUUUCCAUUUUUUAUUCCCUAAUGAGGAGUCAAGAGUGAAAUAUGCCAGAACUGCUUUCUCCCACAGACAAUGCCAAUCUCUUCUAAAAAAAACAAAAUUAAAUUAAAACAGAAUGUUGGUUUAAAAACUUCAAA
Macaca mulatta (Rhesus monkey) is the source of this 2098-nucleotide messenger RNA. It is a transcript of the gene C9, whose product is annotated as complement C9. Lineage: Eukaryota; Metazoa; Chordata; Mammalia; Primates; Cercopithecidae. Gene Ontology annotation, molecular function: protein binding. Gene Ontology annotation, cellular component: membrane attack complex. The record is from RefSeq and is a predicted model, not a curated record. Gene Ontology annotation, biological process: complement activation.